AUGGAGAUGAACGCUAUCAACGAUUGCGUUAAGAAUUACUUGUCCCACUGCGGUGGUGGCAUCAAAGGCUAUGGUGGGUGGACGAUUAGCACUGGGUCUGAAACGGUGGCCGGUCGUGGCGUCGUGGCCACCCGGGACUACAGCGUGGGUGAUGUGAUAUUCGUGGACGUCCCACUGAUCGUUUCGCCGAGAGCUCUGGGCACAGACGGCACCGGAAGCUGGCCGGUGUGUGCAGUGUGCUACUCUGAAAUGACGACUCCAACCGGAUGUCCGGGUGGUUGUCGGUUGCCAGUGUGUGGACGCCAGUGUGCCGACCGUCCCGAACACCGGGACGAGUGUCGGUACGUCCGGCAGUUACGCCCGAAAACCAAGAGCGAUGGCCAGACGUGGUCGGUGGGAAUUUACAAUGCGAUCACGGCCGUCCGGGGCCUGUCAAUCAAGGAUGGCAAGUACAGGUUCUUCCUCGACGUGUUGCAAAAGAAAUCGACGGACAAACUCACGUUUGAGGUAGAAGAACUGAAAAGAAACAUAAGUAUGGAAUUAGACAAGGAAGAUGAACAAAUAAUGGUAACUACUUGUAAAAUAAUGGAUGCUAAUUGUUUUGAAACAAUAGUAAAUCGUUCCAAUAAAUUAAUAAGUUUGAAAGGUCUGUACCCAGUAGCAGCAUUUAUGAACCAUUGUUGUGUUCCAAACACAAUGCACAACUUUAAUGAAAAACUUCAAAUGAUCGCAAAAGCUUCUUUACCGAUAUAUAAAGGACAGGAAAUUACUACUAGUUACACAUAUUCAAUUUGGCCUACUUCACUACGACAGAAUCACUUGUUGACGUCAAAACAAUUUAUUUGCACCUGUAUUAGAUGUUGUGACACAGAAGAAUUUGGAACUAAGUUAGCAGCACUGAAUUGCAUAGUUAAAAAUUGCGAAGGUCGAAUUUUACCUAUCAAUCCAUUAGAUAAGAAGUCAAUUUGGCAAUGCAAAAUGUGCACAAAAUUAGUAUCGAGUACAGAAAUGUUAUGUUUCUAUAAAGAUGUCGAGACUUUAAUGAAAAGCAUAAGUGUAUUCUGUCCAAAAAGCUUUGAAGCAAUUUUAAAGUCAUUUAAUAUUCAUAAAGACAGCCCAUUUGUAAUUGAUUUAAGAUUGAAAUUUAUUUGGAAGUCGAAAAACAACAGUUUGAAUCUUGAGCAAUUGCUUUAUAAAGAAAAAUUGUGUAUGGAAAUGUUGGAUUUAGUACGAAAACUAAGAUUAGGUCAAUGUCGAUUAUUAGGUUUAAUAUCUCUAGAACUUCUGAAGGUGAUCAGAGAAAAAGCUUAUCGUUUUCGGCGGAAUUGGAACACGAAAACAUUGAAUGUCUUCGAAGGACAAAUAAGUAAACUGAAAGAAAUAUAUACUAGUGUUUUGGACGAAGAUGCAAACUUGGACAACAAUAAUAUUCAAUAA
Messenger RNA from Macrosiphum euphorbiae (potato aphid), 1437 nucleotides. NCBI's taxonomy places the organism in Eukaryota, Metazoa, Arthropoda, Insecta, Hemiptera, Aphididae. The record is from the annotation of a GenBank genome assembly.